UCAGUUAGCUCUGUGCUUGCUCACAGUCUCGACUCUCGAUAACGUGGGUAUGGGCAAGAGCUAGAAUUUCAUUUCACUUCGUCUCGAUAGAGCGUGUUGUCGUUUCUAUCAGUAAUGCUAAACUUAUUGAACAAUUGACUGUUAAAUAUCAAUGUAGCAACCGGGGGCAUUAAAAGAACUAACCUACAAAAAGUUAAAGUGCGGCUUGAAAAUAUCUACAAUGGAUGCAAUGGUCAAUCAGAAUGGAUUAAAUGGUCUGCGAAAUGGAUUGAAUCAUAACGAUAAUCACAGUGAUGGUUUAGUGGAAAAUGGUGCCCAAGGGAUGAACGAAAUGUACCAUGGCUACAUGUCACCCUCAGCAGUAGAUGAUAGUCCAGAAUUAGACAUCAUCAUUAGCAAUGUCGUUUGUAGUUUUAGUGUUAAAUGCCAUUUAAAUUUACGAGAAAUUGCCCUCAAUGGUUCUAAUGUUGAAUACCGAAGAGAAAAUGGUUUAGUGAGAAUGAAGUUUCGAAAACCCAAAUGUACAGCUUCAAUUCCAUCUUCAGGUAAAAUUACAUGUACAGGAGCCAGUAGUGAAUUAGAAGCAAAAAUAGCUGCACGAAGAUGUGCAAGAGCCCUACAGAAAUUAGGAUUCAACUGUAAAAUUACAAAUUAUAGGAUAGUUAACGUGUUGGGUGUAUGUACAAUGCCAUGGAAUGUAAGAAUCGAAUCUUUUUCUGCGCAACAUAAAGACAUUAUCCAAUAUGAGCCGGAAUUAGCCCCAGGAGCUGUGUAUAAAUUAAAAGACAUAAGAGCAACGGCAAGGAUAUUUGCUACAGGUAAAGUUACGAUUACAGCCCGUAGUAUUGGUGCAGUACAAGCUGCCAUCGAACACGUCUAUCCAUUAUUAUUUGAAUUUCGCAAAGAGAGGUCGUCUGAAGAACAGUUGGAUAUAGACAGAAAAAAACUUAAAGAUGUACAGUCUUACAUGUCAGAAGAUGAAGAAGAUAGUUUACUUAGUGAUAUAAAUUAGUCAUUGCUCAAAUAAUAUUAUGAUAGAUAUUUUGUGUACCCUAACAAAUGUGUCAGAUGAAUUGCUACACUAGAGUUCCACCUACAGAAAACUAACCUUUAGUUUUUAUGAUACAAACAGUGUAGAUGAUAACCCUGUUUCUAUAUGGACUCAUUACAGCUAUAAAUCAAAUUCAAGAUGAAAAAAUAUUGACAUGAAUUGAUUUAAAUUUUACUAGGAUCAAAAGACAACAUUUUUGAUUUUUAGUGAAAUACUUUUGACAACACAUCAUAGUUUGGGAAUUAAUCAACUAUACGAUAACCAGUGGUGGUACUUUAAAUGAUCAAACAAUUUAAAGUUUUUGGAUCAGGAGCGAUUGAACAAAUUAUCUUAUAUCAAAAUUUAUAAAUUAAUACCUUUGGAAUACAAUUAAAGUCUUGUUAACACAUUGUAAAAAUGAUUAUCAAUACCUACUAUUGAUAAAAAGUAUUCUAGGUUUUUAAAAAUAAUUUAAUUAAUAAUUGUGAAAAGUAGUAAAAAGUGAAAUCUUAAAGGCAUUGUAAUUAACGCUCAUAAAAUUAUAAAUUUAAUUUAUUAUAAUUAUCAUGAAUGCAUAUUUGAGGAUAUUACACAAUAUCAAAAGUGAUUUUGAUAAUUUUUCAGUAUAUAUUCAAAAGUAUACAAACUUUGAAAACUAACUCAAUAAGAUAUACCAUUUGGAUAUAGUCAUGAUAAAUGUUUUUUUUAUAACAGUUAAUAAGAUUCUGUGACAACAUUUGCUUUGGGCAAAGGCAAACUAGAAAAUUAUACUAGAAAUAAUUGGUUGAAUAUAGACAACGCAAAUUGAGCUCAAAUUUGAUCAAACAAUUUUGCCAAAUGACUGAGCCGUCAAUGAGUGCAGAUUAGAUUAUAUUUUCCUUUGCAGUCUUUGAAACAAGAAGAUACUGCCAUACCAAAGAGAAUCAGCACUCCGAAGAAAGACUUUAACCGUCAGGAAUAUUAAAAAUAUGCAAUGGCUUCAAAUACAUUAUUGUUGAUCAAAAAAAAAAUUUUGGAGCUUUCUUAUUGACAAUAUAAGUCUUUUUUAAGAUAAAAGAUAGAAUUAUUAUAUAUUUAUUUUGAUAUUUUUUAAGA
Trichogramma pretiosum is the source of this 2125-nucleotide messenger RNA. It is a transcript of the gene Trf2, whose product is annotated as TATA box-binding protein-like protein 1. Gene Ontology annotation, biological process: DNA-templated transcription initiation. NCBI's taxonomy places the organism in Eukaryota, Metazoa, Arthropoda, Insecta, Hymenoptera, Trichogrammatidae. Gene Ontology annotation, molecular function: DNA binding; general transcription initiation factor activity. The transcript is spliced from 2 exons. The record is from RefSeq and is a predicted model, not a curated record. Bases 221 to 1012 code for a protein of 263 amino acids.